Alternaria novae-zelandiae is the source of this 1020-nucleotide messenger RNA. RefSeq lists its product as uncharacterized. The transcript has a single exon. Gene Ontology annotation, biological process: pantothenate biosynthetic process. Gene Ontology annotation, molecular function: 2-dehydropantoate 2-reductase activity. The record is from RefSeq and is a predicted model, not a curated record. Lineage: Eukaryota; Fungi; Ascomycota; Dothideomycetes; Pleosporales; Pleosporaceae. Gene Ontology annotation, cellular component: cytoplasm. Bases 1 to 1020 code for a protein of 339 amino acids.
AUGUCUGCAAACGUCCUCAUCGUUGGUGCCGGCGCCAUUGGAGCCUUCUAUGCCUCUCGUCUUGCCCUCGUCCCUGGUACAUCAGUCUCGGUCAUCUGCCGCUCCAACUACAAAGCCGUGAAAGCGAACGGCUUCCAAGUUACCUCACCGCAAUACGGCGAUUACACCUUCGUACCGGCCAACACCUUUGCGAACCCGGACGAGGCAAGAGCGAGCGACAUACAGUGGGACUUCAUCGUAGUCAGCACGAAAGCGCUACCCGACGUGAGCGAUGACUCGACGAUACUUGAGGGGCUAGUCAGCGAUAAGACGGCCAUUGUGCUGAUACAGAAUGGAUUGGGUGUAGAAGAACCGUAUACGAAGCGUUUCCCACAGGCUGCGAUAUGUUCGGCGGUCACGAUAGCAACCUGUGCGCAACCCGAGCACGGCCAGAUUAAGCACAACAGAUGGACGCGGAUCAACAGCGGACCGUACCUGCCCCAUCUAGACACCGGAAGCAGAAAGGAUAGCGACGUACGCGUCAUCUUGAUGAAUGACGCGUUCAUCGAGAUGCUGAGACAAGGAGGCAUCAAAGACGCCGAAGCCUACAGCCAUGCCAAACUCCAACUCGUCCGCUGGCACAAGAUCGCCAUCAACGCCUCCAUGAACCCUACCUCGGUCCUCACCCUUUGCCUCCCGAACAACGUCAUGUCUCUCGACCCAGAACUACAGCGCCAUCUCAAAGGCGUCAUGACCGAGAUCCUCGAAACCGCACCCAAGAUCCUCGGCGAGCCCAUGCCCAAGGAGUUUGCGACUCCCGAUCAGAUCAUUCGCUCUACACAAAAGAACACAAGCGGUAGCAAGCCGAGCAUGGCCAUAGACUGGGAAGCGGGCAAGAAGAUGGAGAUUGAGGUCAUUCUUGGCAAUCCAUUGAGGAUUGCGAGGGACAGGGGCUAUGAGAUGCCGCGCCUGCAGAGUUUGUAUGCGAUGGUCAGGAUGGCGCAAGAGGUCAGAGACCAGAAGAAGGACAACAAGUUGUGA